Sipha flava (yellow sugarcane aphid) is the source of this 1062-nucleotide messenger RNA. Its product is annotated as tigger transposable element-derived protein 6-like. Gene Ontology annotation, molecular function: DNA binding. Gene Ontology annotation, cellular component: nucleus. NCBI's taxonomy places the organism in Eukaryota, Metazoa, Arthropoda, Insecta, Hemiptera, Aphididae. The transcript has 2 exons. The record is from RefSeq and is a predicted model, not a curated record. Bases 1 to 1062 code for a protein of 353 amino acids.
AUGAAGAAACGCGAAAACAUUUCAUUCGUUAAGCCACAUGGAGAACAGGGAGAAGCCGACCAUGUAGCUGCACGGUUGUGGAUUCAUUCAGAAUGGCCAUCACUUAUCGCCAAAUGUCCUCCGUCUUGUGUGUUCAAUGCGGAUGAAACUGGACUUUAUUUCAGGGCAUUACCUGAGCACACUUACGCGUUCAAAAACGAAAAAACUAGAGGAACUAAAACUAGUAAAGAACGUCUAACCAUACUAUGUUGUGCGAGUAUGGAUGGUGAAAAAAGAAAACUGCUUGUGAUUGGUAAAAGUAAAAAUCCCCGGUGUUUCAAGGGUGUUAAGAAUCUACCGGUAGACUAUACUGCAAACAGUAAUGAAUGGAUGACAAAAGAAAUUUUCACCGAAUGGCUGAUCAAGUGGGUCAAUGAAAUUCAUCAUGACGUUUUAUUGCUAGUCGAUAACUGCACGGCUCAUGUGGUUACAGUGAAAUUUAAAUAUAUUAACCUCGUAUUCUUACCCUCUAACACUACAUCAAUCAUACAACCGUGUGAUCAAGGGAUUAUACGCACUUUUAAAGCAUAUUAUAGAACAAACAUGAGAAAGAAUGUGAUCAGUGUGAUUGAUGCUAACCUGGAACAAGAAUUAUGUACCUUACGUGCUCAUGAAAUCGCCAAAAAAAUAACUGUACUUGAAGGUGGUUUCAUUCUCAGUCCAAAAGAAGUUAAAGUUCCUGUUGAAAGACCCACUGACCUAUCAACUGAACUUUAUAAUGAAUGGAUAAAUAUUGACGAAGAAGUCCAAACUAUCGAAAUCGUUACCGAGGAAGAUAUAUGUGGUGAAAAACAGUCAAAACGGCCAAAAGAGAAUGUGGCUGGUGAUAGCGACGAAGAGGAACCUAAUGAAAAACCACCAUCAACUAAACAAAUGCUUGAAGCGCUUCAAAUAAGAGGGAUUCAGCAAAGAGGCGAUUUUGACGUAUUUAAGCAACAUAAAUCUUAUGAAGAUAUGAUUAUGAAGUUGGCUGAAGAAGAGAAAAUCCAAUCAACGUUAGAUGGAUUUUUAUCAAAAAAUUAA